Molecule: messenger RNA, 1537 nt
Organism: Oryzias melastigma (Indian medaka)
Lineage: Eukaryota; Metazoa; Chordata; Actinopteri; Beloniformes; Adrianichthyidae
Product: histidine-rich glycoprotein-like
Exons: 5
Coding region: 623-1057 (144 amino acids)
Source: RefSeq, a predicted model, not a curated record
CGAGCAAAUCCAGAAACAUCCGCACAACUCUUCUGAUCCUCAGGAUGAAGCUGAUCUUCUCUCUGACUCUCGUCUGGAUGCUCUGCAGCUCCGCUGCUGCUCUUCAGUGUGACGCCUGCAAAGACCUGGCAUGUUCCUCUACCAUCAGUGCGAAGUGCACCACAGAGACCAUGUGUAUCACGGCUUCCAUCACAGCCACCUCAUCUGGAAGUUCAGGGACACAAAUCUACAAGGCCUGUGCUGCUCCUUCUUUGUGUCCGGCCACUGGACCGUCAACGUUUUCUGUCAACUUGGGUUUCUCGAGUGUGAUUGCAUCAGCUGAGUGCUGCAACACAAACAAGUGCAACACUCAGACUCUGGCCUUUCCUGCUACUCCGCCAGCUAACAACCUGACAUGUUUGUUCUGUGACCCGACCACCUCUCAGUGCACCUCUACGGUUCAGUGUACAGGAGACCAGAACAGCUGCUUCCAAACAACCAUGAUAAACGGCUCUACAACAUAUUCAGCUCUGGGAUGCACAUCUACAAAUAUAUGUGCAGCUUCAGGGAGCCUGGUUAACCUGCCUUUCAUGGACAAUGUUGGUUCCAUCACCAGUGGACCAAGCUGCUGCAACACCAGUUCAUGCAACAUUUCUCCAACUACAACCACCACCACUCCGACUACAACCAUCCCGAUGACAACCAUACCAACUACAACCACCAGUCCACCUACAACCACCACUCCAACUACAACCACUCCAACUACAACCACUCCGACUACAACCACCACUCCGACUACAACCACUCCGACUACAACAACUCCGACUACAACCACCACUCCAACUACAACCACUCCAACUACAACCACUCCGACUACAACCACUCCAACUACCACCACUCCAACUACAACAACCACCACUCCAACCACAACAACCACCACUCCAACCACAACUACCACCACUCCAACCACAACAACCACCACUCCAACUACAACUACCACCACCCCAACUACAACAACCACCACCCCAACUACAACCACCACUACAGCAGGAGGAGCAGUCUCAACCACCACCAGUGAUGCCCACAGUGUCAGAAUGGGUUUGCUUAUUCUCCUGUUUGAACUUCUUCUAGUCAUGCUGUAGCCGUUGAUUAAUGGAAUGGAAUGCUAAAAGCAUAUAUUAGGAUCAAUACUUGAUCUUUUUGCUGAUUGACAACUUUUGUCAAGAUAAAUAUAAUCAAACAGUUUUGCAUCUAUCACCAAUGUUGCCCUUGUUCUUUAGUCUGGUAGUAAAGGGCGGGAAAUGCAGAAUAAUUUAUUGAUAUUAAAGUUAUUAGCUUUAUCUUGGGAGAGAUUUGACUAAUUUCCAUUUGAAGGCAAAUUAAAAGGAAAUCAUAUUUUUUAAGAUACCAUAUUAUUUAUUAAGUAACUAUAUGAAUAACUGAUUAUGUAAUUUUAUUUAUUUUCUUCAAAUAUUUUUUUUAUUUAUUUUUCCAUUAGCUUUUGACAUUCUGUAUUUUACUAAAUUUGAAUAAAAUUUUGUUUUGAAUCAACUCUUGU